Molecule: messenger RNA, 1301 nt
Organism: Impatiens glandulifera
Lineage: Eukaryota; Viridiplantae; Streptophyta; Magnoliopsida; Ericales; Balsaminaceae
Product: actin-related protein 2/3 complex subunit 2A-like
Exons: 10
Coding region: 117-1094 (325 amino acids)
Biological process (GO): actin filament polymerization; Arp2/3 complex-mediated actin nucleation
Cellular component (GO): Arp2/3 protein complex; actin cytoskeleton
Molecular function (GO): actin filament binding; structural constituent of cytoskeleton
Source: RefSeq, a predicted model, not a curated record
UUCUUGAAACAAACGAAGAAGAUCAUAAAGCGAUAAGGAAAUCACACUAUCUUCACAAAGACAGAUUUCUCAUUCUUCAGAUCUUCCUUAGUAAAUGAUACCUGAAUGAAACGGAAAUGAUACUUCUGCAAUCUCACUCCCGAUAUCUUCUUCAGAUCUUGACCAAUCGUGUCGAUAAUAUAGAGAAAGGAAUUGAAUUAGAUUGCCAAUGGAUUGAGUUUGAUGACAUUCGCUACCAUAUUCAGGUAACAGCGAAGAAUCCAAAUUUCCUGUUGUUGUCUGUAUCAUUGCCUACGCCACCUUCAGAUGUUGUAUUUCUUGGAGGACUUCCAGUUGGAGCCAUAGAGUCCAUUAAAGAAGCAUAUGGAGUAGUUGCACAAAUCCUUGAUCCUCCAAGAGAUGGUUUCAAUCUCACUCUGAAACUGAAUUUGUCAAAACUUCCACCAGAUGAAGGAUAUAAGAAUAGUAUUUUGGUAAAGAUUGCAUCGGUUAGGGAAGUAGUUUUGGGUGCUCCACUAAGACAAAUUCUCAUAUGCCUUGCUUCAAGGACUGUUGCUUCAAAUGCAGAGAAGUUGGUUGCACUUGUACAUCGUCCUAUGGAAGCGUAUUUCCUUGCUCCUCAGGCAGACAAAGUGACUGUAGUGUAUCCUAUGAGAUUCAAGGAUUCUAUUGAUACAAUUGUGGCUACUUCUUUCCUACAGGAAUUUGUGGAAGCUAGACGUGCUACUGGACUCAGUAAUGCUCCUCCAUGUUCAUGGAGUUCUUCCCCGCCUUCAGAAUUGAAGGGAGUGGCUGUUGAAGAAUUAUCUGCUAAUGCUGGAUUUGUUUCCUUUGUAAUCUUCCCACGCCACGUGGAAGGCAAGAAACUCGACAAAACCGUGUGGAACUUGUCCACAUUUUAUGCAUACGUCAGUUACCAUGUUAAGUGUUCAGAAGGUUUCAUGCAUACACGGAUGAGACGUCGUGUGGAAUCACUGAUUGAGGCACUGGAUCGUGCAAAGCCAGAUAAUGAGAAGAAUGCAGGGACGACUAGUACGCAAAAUGGAUCGUUCAAAAAACUGUCCAUAAAGGAAGGGAGGAGUAGCAGGAAUUAGUGAAUGGAUGAAGGACAUAAGUUUUGAGAAGAAUUGUUUCGUGGAUUAUACUCUUGAUUGUCUCAUUUUGAACAUUUUGGAAUAGAUUUUGGGCAUUGAACAUAAUGUUUUAUUUAGCUGUAAUUCUAUCCCAUUUUUUAAAAAUAAAACAACUGUAAGUCUAUUUGCAAUUAAGCAAUUAGUUGUUAAUAAAACAGCUGUAAUUUU